Molecule: messenger RNA, 909 nt
Organism: Aspergillus oryzae RIB40
Lineage: Eukaryota; Fungi; Ascomycota; Eurotiomycetes; Eurotiales; Aspergillaceae
Exons: 9
Coding region: 1-909 (302 amino acids)
Source: RefSeq, a predicted model, not a curated record
AUGGCCGAACAACCAUCAUCGCAUUCGGGUUCAUCCACCGAUAUGACGGUGGAAAAUAAAGAGAAGCGAACAUGGUAUCAUUCAACGCUUUUCAAUGCCUUUAUUAUCGGUGGCGUGGGCUUUUUCGCGCCCGGCUUGUGGAAUGCAAUGAAUUCCUUGGGUGCCGGUGGCGCACAGUCGCCAUUUUUGAUAAACGCUGCCAAUGCGUUGGUUUUUGGUCUGAUGGGUUUUCUGUGUCUCUUCGGCGGUCCGAUUGCGAACCGCAUUGGAUUGAAUUGGACCCUACUUUUGGGUGCAGUUGGGUAUCCGAUUUACUCGGCCGCAUUAUAUACAAAUAACCGCUAUGUACAAACGUUCCAGACUCUAGUGUGUUCGUGGCGGAGCGCUAAUUACGAGUCUAGGGCAACGUUUGCGGAAAGUAUCUGGCUUUGGUUUCGUACUGGUGGACCUUUGCUGGGCGGCGCAAUUGUCCUCGGGCUCAACCAUUCUGCUGAAGCGAAGAGCAAAGGAAAAGUUGGCUCGCAGACCUAUCUCAUCUUCGUCGCAUUACAGUGCCUCGCCGUUCCCCUGGCGUGGUUUCUCUCGCCACCUGAGAAGGUCCAGCGUAGCGAUGGGAGCAAAGUGAGGAUUGUUCUGCAGGACUCAUGGCGUGCGGAGAUGCGGGAGCUUUGGAAGCUUUCUUGUCGGAGAGAAGUUCUUCUGCUGUUGCCGAUCUUCUGGGCGGCAUACUUUAACCAGUACAGUGGAAACUUCACAACCUAUUACUUCGGCGUCAGAGCCCGUGCUUUGAUCGGCUUUGUCAGCAACUUCGCAAGACUGUUAUCCUCGGGAAUGAUAAGUCGGUUCCUUGACUAUAGAGGGAUCUCAAUCAAGAAGCGGGUCACAUACAGGUAUGACGGUCCACCAUAA